Formica exsecta is the source of this 2421-nucleotide messenger RNA. RefSeq lists its product as uncharacterized. Gene Ontology annotation, molecular function: protein binding. The transcript is spliced from 3 exons. The coding region runs from base 312 to 686 and encodes 124 amino acids. Lineage: Eukaryota; Metazoa; Arthropoda; Insecta; Hymenoptera; Formicidae. The record is from RefSeq and is a predicted model, not a curated record.
CUACCUCUCGAUAACGCGCAUGAUUGUCAAGCGUCAUAGCUCAUUCAGAAAGUCCAGUUAGCUAUCAUCUGUUCGCGCUCUAAAAUUUAUAAAAAGUUUUGUUACUUCAACACUCGCAUUAGAUCGUUCGCACGAGAACCGAAUUUUUUCGUCUGUUCGAAUAUUAUAUUCGCAAGUCCAAGUCGAAACUCGUAUCGCAAUAUAAUAUAAAUUUGUUAUUAUUCGUGCAUUAUUGGUGUGAGCGAUUGCACGUGAAUCAUCGGAAAGAUUUGUUAAGAGGAAAACGCGUAGCAGAACCCAAGUUUCUUAUUAUGUGCGCGAAAAUGGCCUUUCAACAUCAGCCGGGUACCGCAAUGGAGUGCCUAAGCAUACCAAUCACAUUACACAAAGAGACAGAAAUUAAUGAGAAUGGCGAAGAAGUAAUGAAAUGUGGUUUUAAAAUUGGUGGUGGAAUCGAUCAAGAUUUCACAAAAAGUCCACAGGGUUAUACGGACAAUGGUAUAUAUGUAACAGAAGUACACGAAGGAUCACCAGCUGCAAAAAGUGGUCUUAGAAUGCAUGAUAAAAUUUUACAAUGCAAUGGGUAUGACUUUACAAUGGUAACUCAUAAGAAAGCAGUUUCUUAUAUAAGAAAGCAUCCAGUGUUAAAUCUUUUAGUAGCUCGUAAAGGUGUCACCAGUACUUAAAGAUAUGCCAAAAGAAAUUUUAUCGAUCAAUAUUUAUUUCUUAAUAUACCUUACGGAGGUGUUUGCCUAUCCAAUCUAUUUUUUCUGCCAAAUAUUAUAGUAGAUAUUAGGAAAAUCUUGAUCCAUUACAUCAAUAUGAAGAUAUCGUUAAAUCAUGUAGCUAAGGAAGUUAAAGUUUGUCUGUUUAUUUUAAAACUGAGACAAGAAGUCAUACUAAUCUGAUAUUGUUAGUUAAUAUUGUUAACACAGUCAAUUUCUUCUGACUUAGAAUUAUCGAGAUCGAGUAUUUCCUCUAAUCCAAUAUUUCUUUUUAAUCUCCAUUCUUAUUCUAAUAAUAUAUACAGUAAAAAUGUUGUGCGCUUUGUCUUUCAUUCCAAUAUGACAAACGUUUCGAGAAAAACGGCGCAAGAAUAGAGUUCUAUUUUAGAAGAAAAUAGUUGAGUUAGAAUAGAGAAAAAAUUAGAUCAGAGGAAUACUAGAAAAGAAAAAAUCAACUGUAUCUUUAUAAAAAAGUAUAAAAAGAGAAAUGCCAAAGUAUAAUAAAAUUGCAUUAAAUUAUAUAUAUCUUUGACUAUAGAAACAUGAAUUGCUGACUUUUUUCUUAUAAAAGAGGGCACUAUUAAGGAUUUAUGUCUAUUGUUAUAUUUUAUGUAUUUUAAAAAUAAAUUUAUGUAUCCUUUCUUUAGUCAAUAAAUCUAAAUAUGACCACUUUACAGUUUCAUAGUCAAAGAUAUGCAUAAUAGGUACAUAAUAUCCACUUUUGUAACUAUAUAUUCUUUAAGUUCAACUGCAGAGCAAAGAGAAUUGAUAUUUGUGUGUGAGAAAAAGAUAUUUAAGAGAAAAUUUUGAAACCUUCCAAAUAUUCAUACUAUGAGUUAUUCUCUCUUUAUAAAGAGUAUGAUAUUUCUUAGAAAAAUUUUACAACAAUUCAGAUCUAUAUUAUUAGUUAUUUUAUUAUAUUUUUUAUCCAUAUUAUUGUAAAACAUUAUUGUGUGAUAAAUUAAUCUACUCCUCUUAAUAUCUAAAAUUAAUGUGGAGUGAAACAUUCCAAGCUAUCUGCCUAACACAUUUACAGAUUUAACAUCGUAUUAUUGAAUAUCAAUAAUCUUUACCAAUUAGAAACUAAAUUUACUUAUGAAGUUUUGUAUUUUUCGCAUGUCUUUUUUAUCUACUUAAUACAGUCUCAAUUAUUAUGAGAUAUAUUAAGAUGUUUCAUGAGGAGUGAUAGAAAUAAUAUAUUCAUAUAAUUUUUCCUAAUUUUCUAUGAAAAUAAAAGGAGAUUAUAAUUGCAUUUUUAACAUUGUUUAGCAAAUAGUCAUGCUGCGAAAUAAUGCGAUACUAUAUGUAAAUAGAAAUAGCAAGCAUCUUUUGUACUUCGUCUCUUUGUUUUUAUCCAAAGGACGAAUUUUUAUGUAUUUUGUAAUUUUUGAUACAAUAUGAAAAGAUAAAAAUAAUUUUAUAUCUUAUCUCUUUUUUUAAGAUGGAUUUUAAAAAAUAUGAUGAAAAAUCGAGAGUUCCUGCAUGAUGUAUGUAAAGACACAUAGCUUUGGGAACAUUAUUAUUACGUAUAUAUAUCCUAGUCUAGUAAAAUGUCUCUCGAAACGUUUCAUAUAUAUAUUAUGUCUACAAUGGAUGUGUAAAAUGUACAGUUGCAAAGUGUAUGUAUACACUUGAAUAUAUAUGUAUGAAUUGUAGAAUACAAUGUUAUGAAAAGCCAAAGAAAUUGUUAAAACCA